Molecule: messenger RNA, 2292 nt
Organism: Penicillium crustosum
Lineage: Eukaryota; Fungi; Ascomycota; Eurotiomycetes; Eurotiales; Aspergillaceae
Exons: 5
Coding region: 1-2292 (763 amino acids)
Biological process (GO): biosynthetic process
Molecular function (GO): iron ion binding; oxidoreductase activity
Source: RefSeq, a predicted model, not a curated record
AUGGGUAUGUCAACGGAUGAAAAGUCCAAAGACACACCCGAUCAAUCCGAAGCUAUCGGCAGGUCUUCGAAUGAACGACCACCUUCUUAUUCAGCCAAUGAGGUCGAGCAGCCCCUACUAGAACUGCCACAGCUGGAUCUAAGUUCCAAUCUACCUGAUUCAACUACCACCACUCGCGACCAGUGUGUUGCACAUCUCAAGCUUCUGGCUGUGCUCGCAGAUCUGCGAGAUACUAUCUCCAGUGAUGAUGGACUCUUUGAUAUCCACGACGCCGAGGCUCAAAGAUUCCCGAAUCAUUUGAAUGCAGCACGGGCUCGUAUUUCCGAAAAGCGCUGGGCGGUAUAUACAGCGCGUGCAGUUGACCGAUAUACCAAGUGGUGGUCUAAGGGGCUCCCCGGAUCAAGGCCAAUGGCAACUAUUAGUGACUUGGAGUCUACCGACUAUGAAAACAUCAUUAAUUGUGGUACUAUUGUUGCAUGGAGCACGGAAAACCUACCCCCGCUGGAUAUUUUAAUGGUCUGGCAUUCUCAUAUGUUGAAUCCUCGGAACUUCCUCGAGGAUUGCAUUCGAUACGGCAAGAUGAGCACCUGGGCAACAGGAUUUCCAUGGGAAGCGAUAGAUCGCUGCAUCAACAACCAAACGAUGGAGUAUACAGUUUCCGAACAAGCCCAGAAGCUGUUCGAGGAGAAACUGGACUUCAAGUGGAACAAUUUACACGACCCGCCGACCAAGCAUGUCAAAUGCCCCGGCUGUGGAUGGGCGAAUGCUGUCCCGUGGACAGAAGCUCACUUUGGGGACAGUGUUGCCCACGCCUACAAACAUGGCAGUGGCUAUGCCGAUUCUUUAUUUGAGGCGAAAUGCUUCGGCUGUGAACGCAUAAUUGACCAUGGCCGGCUCAAGGUGGCAAAGUUUCGAAAAGACCUUGAAGGAGCUCUUUACAAAGACCUCCCUAUGCCCGGGUCAUUCACCAAUCUUUAUGGAAUGCCCGAGGGGGGCUCAACUGACAAGGCCAAUCCUCGGGCCCUCCGGGAUAUGAUAUUCCCCACACGAGUCGUCCAGGCUGGCAGCAAGGAGUUGUUGCGCAUCACCGAUAGUCGAUUGGAUCUGUGUCAGAAUGUCACCCAGCUGAAGAAGCAACUCGAGACCCAACUACGCGACGCAAAUCUUUUGUGGAAAGCACAUGGUGUCUACCUUAAAACCCUCCAGUAUGGCGAGAAGAUCCAAUUCCGAAGAAUGAUGUCUCGAUACUGGGAGAACCUCGGUCCCUUCGCGCUAGAUCUUGUGGGCGCCGUUAUCAGACAAGGCACCUUCGUGGAAAAAAUGGACAAAAUCGAUUGGCUGCACUCACCGACAGUCUUCAACACCAUGGACCGACUGAUUAAAAAGUACCAUGUGUUCUUCCGGAUUAUGAUUGAAAGGCCAGAUAAGAUGGCCGUGCCCACUUUGGACGUCGACCUAGCCUGGCACACACACCAACUCAGCCCAUCACGAUACUACAAAUACAGCACGUCGAAGCCAACAUUUCAUUGUAAGCGUAUGUUCAUCGACCACGACGACAAAGUCGACGAAGGGAAACUCUCCGACGGCUUCGCCUGGACCAGCAAAACGUACCGCCGUAUGACCGACGGCGGCAUAUACAGCGAAUGCACCUGCUGGUACUGCGAGGCAACACGAACAUCAGACCUGUACGGUCGGUUGUUCACUCCUGGCUCUGCCUAUCGCGCCCGAGUCGCUGCAGACCUCUUGCACGAUCGCACUGAUAUCUCGUCCGAUCCAAACAAGAACCCACAUAUCUCUUCACACAACGCCGUCCGGCCAACGAACACGCACCACCAGGCUGAGUGGCGUAACUCUUUACUACGUGUACGUCUACAAAGCGAUCACCAAAAGGCCAUGCGGCGUGCUGAGAAGCGCCGUCAACGAUCCGGUUCCAAAUCUUCUAAUAACCAGGGCGACGUCUCUGGUGCAUACUACAUGCCUUAUGCAUAUGGUUAUCCCAUUAUAAUACCAUACUAUGCACCAUAUAUGAUGGACCCGUCUAUCAACUGUGAUUCGUACGCGAACAACCCUGCCUGCAUGAAUUACACUCAAGGCGCCGCUGGGAACUGUUGUGCCGGCACAUGUGGAGGUUCUGUAGCCGCAGGUGGCUGCGCAGCAGAGAGUGGCAGUGGAGGAUGUGGCGGAUCAGGUGGCGGCUGCGGAGGAUCAGCUGGUGGUGGUUGCGGCGGUAGCGGCGGUGGCGGAGGUGGUUGCGGAGGUGGAGGAGGAGGCUGCGGUGGAGGUGGUAGCUGA